This is a messenger RNA of Nymphaea colorata (pocket water lily), 913 nucleotides long. RefSeq names its product non-specific lipid transfer protein GPI-anchored 1-like. Lineage: Eukaryota; Viridiplantae; Streptophyta; Magnoliopsida; Nymphaeales; Nymphaeaceae. The coding region runs from base 93 to 683 and encodes 196 amino acids. The record is from RefSeq and is a predicted model, not a curated record. The transcript is spliced from 4 exons.
GAUUUCAUCAGUCUUCGGUUCUCUCUGCCUGUGCCUGCGGCUUUAAAUUCUCUCUCUACAAGGACACACACAGAGAGACCGGGAAAAGAGAGAUGGCCAAGACGCUGCUGGUGGUGGCGCUGCUGCUCGUGGCCGUCGUCGGCCGGUCGUCGGCGGAGCUCUCCGCCGACGAGCAGAAAAAGUGCCAGGCCGAGGUGACGAAGCUGAUGGACUGCCUCCCGUACGCGCAGAAGUCGACCAACGAGCCCGCGGCGAAGUGCUGCGCGUCGGUCACCGACAUAAGGACGGCGGACGCCGCGUGCCUUUGCUACCUCCUCGCCGCCACCCUCAAGGGCGACGACGCCGUCAAGCAGCUCAAUCUCGACAGAUCCAGGAUGCUGUCCCUCCCUAACGUCUGCAAGCUUCAGAACACCUCCAUCUCCGACUGCCCAGCACAACUGAAGUUGUCGCCGAACUCGCCGGACUACGCACUCUUCAACAGCUCAGCUACUCCAGCUCCAGGCGCUCCACCAAAGGUAUCAACAACAACAACAACCACAACCAGUGCAGGAUCGCCAUCUUCGGAUGCUUAUAGUCCACGGUCGAGCCAGAACAGUCCAACCUCUGGAUCCAGUAGCUUCGCCAUUUACGCGGUUUCUGUCGCUGUCGCUGCAUUCUUCGUCAUCUUCCUAACCUGGCCAUGAGGACAGCAGAGAGAAGCUUUGCUAUUUUGUCUUUCCUUUCUGUAAAGGACACAGCAGCCCAUGGCGGUCCUUUUUGCUUGGAUGCUUUUUUGUCCUCUUCAUGUGAACUCUUUCAAGCUACCAUUUCCUGAAUUGUUUGAAACGUAUGUGGAUCACAUUGUUCACCUUGUUCCUGUUGGAUUUUUAGAUGGUCUGAACAACAGUUGAAUGAUUUUUCUUUUCUUUUCUUA